Messenger RNA from Trichoderma aggressivum f. europaeum, 1524 nucleotides. RefSeq lists its product as uncharacterized. Bases 1 to 1524 code for a protein of 507 amino acids. The transcript has 3 exons. Lineage: Eukaryota; Fungi; Ascomycota; Sordariomycetes; Hypocreales; Hypocreaceae. The record is from RefSeq and is a predicted model, not a curated record. Gene Ontology annotation, molecular function: protein farnesyltransferase activity; CAAX-protein geranylgeranyltransferase activity. Gene Ontology annotation, biological process: protein geranylgeranylation; protein farnesylation. Gene Ontology annotation, cellular component: protein farnesyltransferase complex; CAAX-protein geranylgeranyltransferase complex; cytoplasm.
AUGCCGCCUAAGGCAAAGGCCACUGCAAAGGCUGCCAAUCCCGAACCCAAAGCUGCGCCAGAGGCCCCUCCUGAGACGGUUGGCGAACGAUCCAAGCAGCGGUACUACCAGACAAACCCCGUCGAGAAGCGAUUCGAAGAGGUCGGAUUCCCGGGCCUGACACCGGCCGAAAAGAAGACGUACACGCACACCAACCUGAUCCUCCCUGUCGCGAACCGCCUUGUGUCACUGUCCAACAAGACAGACCGCGAGUACUGGAAGCACGUCGCCAAGGAAGGCCUUCCCUGUCGACGCCUCAAGAACAACUACCACUGGGGCCAGGACAAGCACGGCCGCGAUAUUGGCACUUAUAGAUUCGAGGAGCUCAAGAAGCGGUCUUUGAAUCAGGCUAAACUGACUGCGCUUGACGUCUUGCACAGGCAGUUUCUGGCCAAGAGAGACGCCGCUCGCAGUAACGGCACUGGGCUCCCCCAGGAAGACAUCGACCAGGAAAAGGAACGACGGAAAGAGAUGGCGGCAUUGAAGAGGGAGCUGUACGGCGAGAUUCCCGGGCCAUUGGCCAAUGAUCCGGAGUGGGAUGAUGUAGCUCCCAUUCCGCAGACUGAGCCUGAGGAUGCUCUGGCCAGGAUCGCCUAUCCAGAUGAAUAUGCCGAGGCUGUCUCUUACCUUCGCGCCGUCAUGGCCGCAGAGGAAUACUCCCCUCGCUGCCUCCGCCUCACCGAGCGCAUCAUCGGCAUGAACCCAGCCCACUACACCGUCUGGCUCUACCGCUUCAAAAUCGUCGCCACCCUCAACCUCCCCGUGCUGGACGAGAUCCAAUGGCUCAACGGCGUCGCCAUGGACAACCUCAAGAACUACCAGAUCUGGCACCACCGCCAGCUCCUCCUCGACCACCACUACACGGCCAUCUCCUCCGACCCCGAGGCAUGCAAGCAGUUUGCAAAGUCCGAGACGGACUUCAUCUCCAAGAUCCUCGCCGAGGACACCAAGAACUAUCACGUCUGGUCUUAUCGCCAGUAUCUCGUCACCAAGCUCGACUACUGGAGCCCCUUUGAGCUCGCCACCACGCAGAGCAUGAUUGAGGACGACCUGCGCAACAAUUCCGCCUGGUCCCAUCGCUUCUUCGUCGUCUUCUCCGAUCCUUCGGUCUCGACCAAGGGUAGCGCCCCCACGGAACACGAUCCCAAGGUACCCGGCGAGAUCAUCGAUAGAGAGGUCGCGUACGCAAAAGAAAAGAUCGAGCUUGCGCCCCAGAACCAGUCUGCGUGGCAUUACCUGCGCGGCGUCCUGGUCAAGGGCGGGCGUGGUCUCGAUACUGUAGGCGAGUUCGCUUCGCAGUUCGUUUCCAACCUGGGCAGCGACAACGAGGACGUCAAGAGCUCUCAUGCGCUGGACCUCAUGUCCGAAGUCUACCACAAGCAGGGCGAUAUCGAAAAGGCCAAGCUGUGUCUGCAGAGACUGUCGGAGAAGUGGGAUCCUGUGCGAGAGGGCUACUGGAAGUACCGAUUGUCAGGGUUGAAAUGA